Messenger RNA from Asterias rubens (European starfish), 5309 nucleotides. RefSeq lists its product as uncharacterized. Gene Ontology annotation, molecular function: protein binding. The record is from RefSeq and is a predicted model, not a curated record. The transcript is spliced from 4 exons. NCBI's taxonomy places the organism in Eukaryota, Metazoa, Echinodermata, Asteroidea, Forcipulatida, Asteriidae. The coding region runs from base 237 to 647 and encodes 136 amino acids.
CGUCGCAAAUAUUUACGCCAAUAUUGACGCCAAUAUUCACGACAUGGGCCCCAAGUCGCAAACCUGCUCAGGCGUGAAUAUUCAUUGUUUUUUUAGCAACCUAGGUAGCUGGGUGGGCAAGAAAAUAGUCUGGCGCACUGGUCCCGAUCUCGCUCGCGCGCUCUGACAAUAAUAUCGUUCAGCAUUGUGAUUUGCGUGCACUGACGACUGCCAGUAUGUAAGUUCGACUAACAAAAAUGGAGACUGAAAAUCGGAUUGCUGAUAUUCUUCUACAAAUGGGCUUAGAGGAUAUAUUACACAAGUUUGAAGAGCAAAAGGUGACUUCCUCUAUGGUUCCCGCUAUGUCCGAUGAUGAAUUAAAAUCACUGGGAGUGAUCAAGAUUGGUGAUCGAUAUGAAUUGAGAAAACAUUGCCAAGCUGUAGGGACUUCAUCCCCAUCAAAAGACAUUUUGGGUUUAAUAAGCCAAAUUGGUAAAAGGAAAUCUAAAAAGGGUCUUCGUUCUACAACCACAAGUACAUGUACCACUCUCCAAGUUGCUGCUGAAGAGAAUGUAAAUACUUUAUUGUUUUUGCUUCCUAGGAUUACUUUGUUAAAUUAUUUGUUCUUGGUCAUUAUUUCUUCUAGUAGGUGUGUUGGGGAGGGUUGAGGGGAUCCAUAAGGGCAUCCAUUAUAGCAUGUCACUACACACCUGGAAGGGACUGACCGGGACCAUUUGCUUCUUAUAAAAUUUGAGAUAUUGGACAAAUUUUAUAACUCAAAGUUUCUCACUUAGUUACUUUGACACAUUCUGCAAUACAUUAGGGUAUACACAAGAAUCUUGUAGGAUAUUUCUUUUUCAGAAAACUCACAGGCAGUGGCACUGUAAACCGCCUGAUCACACCUUGUUAAAUCCUGCUCAGAUAACAGAGAUGAUGUUCAAAAGUUUUCCUUUCCAAUCCAGUGAGUACUGACCCGAGUUUUUCAAUAAAAAUUCAUGUCCAGUCCUGUUAGAUGACUCCCACUUUUGAACGUAACUUUGGAAUGUUAUUAUGAGCGGAGUGGUUUCAACGGCACCCUUUUUAUGUUGUUUUACCUUAGGGGUAAUCACUGUUGAUGGAAAAUCAGUACUCAUGAAAGAUUUACUGUCUUUUUUGACUGGGUCCCCAUGCUGCCCAGUGACAGGAUGGCCAGCACAACCUACUGUUAGAUUUAAACAUGAUUGCUUCGUGAGCCACCUUUCUCUUGAAGACCAACCCUGCAAUUGUUAUCCAACUGCUUCAACAUGUACUUUUAUCUUGACGCUCCCGCUUCACUUCAGGACAUAUAUCUCAUUUCAGACAGCCUUUGCCCAAGCCAUUUCGUAUUGUAAAGGCUUUGGACAGGUUUAAGUUUAUCUCAGACAAGUUCCUUUAAAGUGAUUUUUAUGUUGAAUUUUUCUGAAUUUGUUUCCCAAAUUAAAUUGUAAAUUUAUGACCUUCUUUCGAAUUAAUGCCACUCAUGUAGGAUCUGGGCAUGUACAUUGUGUAGGAUCUGGGCCCAUGGACCUAUGUAUGGUGGCUUUAAAGGGACAAUGCAAAUAUAUAUUGAUGCCAAUUUUCACAGCAUGGGCCCCAUGUUGUGAAUAUUGCAGCUAAUAUUGACGCCAAUAUUCAUGAUUUUGCCCAAGUCGCAAACCCGCACAGGCGUGAAUAUUGAAUAUUCAUGCCAGAGUGGGUUUGCGACUUGAAGCCAAGUCGUCAAUAUUGGCGUCAAUAUUUGGGACUUGGGGCUCGAUCAUGUCGUGAAUAUUGGCGUCAAUAUUGGCAUCAAUACAUAUUUGCGAUGUCCCUUUAAAGCCACUCUAACUAUGCCAUUUAAAGGUUCACAGAAAUACAAAGUAUUAAUGCUUUUAUCUUACACCUUGAAAAAUUUGUAAAAUGAUUCAGUACCUAAGAAAAAGUAAUUGUUUGUACUUCUUUGUAUUUUUACAUGAUUUCUUUGAUUUAGAAAUAAUAGUCUUCAUAAAGCAGGGCACUUGCUGACAUCACAGAUUCUCUCAGUGACAUCACAUGCAUUGCAUAACAUGGAAUAAUUUGUGAAUUUGUCAAUAGAAAGAACACAUAUUUGUCAUUCCUUUGGCCGACCUUGUCCACAGAACAACUGUUCACUGGAAUAGCUCAUGAAUAAAUCAUGUGAAAAUACACAAGAGUGCACAAAAUGAUUAUUUUCACCUGAAUUAUUGUACAGAAAUUACAAGGUGAAACAUAAAAGCAUCAAUACUUUGUAUUUCAGUGAACCUUUAAGUUCAUGUUAGUAACUCCCAUUGAACAUUGAUGUUGUGCAUGCACAAAUGAUACAGUUACUGCACACACAUACUUGUUAUACCCUGGUAUAAGAUUUUGAUCUUUUAUUGGUCGAGAACCAAUCACGUGAAAAAAUACAAAACUUCAUGUAUUGCCAAAAAAGUGAUGUUGUCGGGGUCCAUUACCUAGAUCGUCUGCGAACAUCUCAUCUCAUUGUCCCCAUUGACAUUAAAAUUAGCAAUACACCUGAUAAAGAGGUAGGUAAUGGUGCCAGGGUACAUUGCCUACAUCGUUCUCAGAACAUUGUUUCAUCAUCCCCAUUGAUCUACACAAACACAUUAGUGGUACUACCUGAGAGAGAGGUUACUAUAUGCAUGGAGGUAUGCAACCACUGGUAAUACACAGUCCUGUACUUUCGAUAUGAUGCUCGUGAUAGGGACCAGUACAUGUUAAUGUGAAAAAAUGAACUACUUGUUAAGUUGUUGCAAUAAAAAAAUGAGGUUGAGAUAAUCCACCAAUUUAGCUUUAAUGUCAAAAUAAAUUAUUAAGGGCCUUUUUAACAAUCCUUCAAUCUAAUACCAUGGUAUAACAAAACUUGUAUGCUAUGAUAUGUGUAUGUGGUCCAUGCUGUUUUGGACACCCACGGGGAGCAGAUGGCGCCCAAGGUGUAGCCGAGGGUGCCAUCUGCCCCCGAGGUUGUCCAAAACAGCAUGUACCACAUCACAGCGGACAACAGUCGUUCAAUGUACAACAUUACAGUGCCCGUAUGUCUCCAAAUAUCCAGUGGUACAGUGUAUUGAAGCUAUUAAAUUUGUUAUUUUACCAUGUUUGUUUGAAAUCAUAACAAUCUUCAAUUACGGAAUGCUUUAUGGUGGUCCAAAAGAUCCAGUUUGCCCCAUGCCUUGCCUAUAAAAACAAUAAUUUCAGAUUAUUUAUAACCAAUGUCAGAUCAUCUUGUGAUUUUUUGUUUGUUUUACCUACACUGUAUUACUGCACCUCCAUUUAAUUAUUUGUUUUGUUUCUUUUACUGCCAGUUACAAAAGUUAUGGUUUUUAUACUUUGCCAAAUACUUAGAUGAAAAUGAUGUUUAAUAUGUGUUAAGUUUCGGUAAUAUGUGUUCAGUUUCAGUGUGAAGACUGGUUUACGACAAUAAUUUCAUAGAGCUGCUAAGCAGAAAAAUAAAACUCAAUACAUUUUUUCACUUAGCAAAUCUACCUGGGAUCCAGUUACAGUCAUAUAUAAUCUAAUUUCAUCUGUGAAAAAUAAAAACAUGCCACUUUUGACAGAUUUAGGUAAUAUAGGGCUUUUAGUUUUUCAACAAUUUUUUAUCCAGUAAAAAUCCAUGGGAAAUCUUACAUUUUUAGUUUCCACUCCCUAAAAAGGAAAAAAUAAACAAUCAAUUAUAAAUGAAUGAAGUUUUAGAAAAUACUAAAGUUGUGGCAAUUUGGAGAUUCAACAUUUGAUGCAUAAAGUUGAUGGUAAAAAUGGUAUCUCUGUUUAAUUUUGGAUUGUCAAUCAAAGACAACAAUUUUAAGGUUUUUUAGUUACCCGACUCGGUAAAUUAUAAGCAAAAGUGUAUAAAAUACAUGUAUGGCACCCACAUUUUGAAGUUAGUUUGGGCGGCCAAAAAAAAAUUAGAUACAAGUAAGGCAGUGGUUUUAAUGGAAUCCCUGGUAUCACAUACAUGGGUAUUUACAACAUUUUACUGUUCUACAUUGCUCACAGACACAAAUUGAUGGCACCAGAACAAGAUUAGAAAUGGCAACCAUAUUGAAAUUCAAAAUGGCAGAUUUCCCCUAGGUAUUCUCACGGAACAGUAAAUUUGGGACAACUAAAUCUGUCAAAGUGGCUUGUUAACUGUUUCACAGAUGGUCCUGUAUACAUGUAUGGUUUAGAUUCUUGUUACUACAUGUAAUAUUAUAUUACUUAAGAUUUUGGUUUGGAACCUCAUUCUGCUAAUCAAAAUUGUUCUGUACUUAGCAAAGUCGUGUGCUAAGCAUAAACAGCUCUAUGGUUGGGCCCUGUAAGUAAGCAGGGGGGUUUUCAUGUCAUGUGCACAAGUCGAUUAGCAGUGUAUAUUUCUUUGUGGAAUGUUCCUUUUGGGGUUGGUGAUUUAGACAGUCUUCUGAAAGUAAGUUGAUUUGAUCAAUUUGUGUUACAGCUCACACUGUUACAUUUAGUAACAGUCACUUGUCCAAAUGUUAUCCCGAUGUUUUAUAUUACAUAUCAAACUUUAUUAACAUGUUUUUAAUCACUAAAAUUUAUAACUAUUUUCUGACACUGAUAUGAAAAAAUUAUAGUGACUUUUAGAUCAGUAAAUUAUAUUUUUAUACUCAAAAAUCUGUGAUUGAUAUUUUUGAACAUUUUAUAUUCUUGUAUUUUUUUUUUAGUGUUAAGUGUUUUAUUUUUAACUGAAGUUCCAAUUUCCGUCAGUAUCAUUGUAAAAACACUUCUUUUAACUUACUGUUAGCCUGCUGUUUUUCAUUACAUACCAUUUGUAACAAAAAUGCAUUUGCAGAUAUAAAUUUGUCAUAUGAGCCAGUCACUGCAAAUUGUUGCAUUUAAGUACACUCUACAAACAAUAUGCCCCCGAAAAAAUAAAAAAAUACAAUCUGAAAAAACAUAUUUGGGAAGUAAAACUUUAUUAACCUGUUUUUGAGUACCUUCACGCCUGCAAAUAAUAAGUUUUGCAAUCAUAAGUCAUGAAAUACUGCAAUGGGAUCGCCAUCAACAUCAAGUGGCAACAAAAUGCUUGCUUUUCUUGUACAACUGUUCUCAUUGACUAUUAACCCCACCAACAAACCAAAAAGGAAAAACAAGGAUCAAAUAGAUUGAGGAAUACAAAUUAUAAUUCUAACUUUGAAAAUAGGUACAAAGAAUUCAAAUAAAAAAUUGUCCAAGCCUUUUUAGGUCCAUACUUAAUAUUAUUGGGCAAAUGUCAUUAAAUUGGCUCCUUUAAUCACUGACCGCAAAUCCUGUGUCAGGACAUGGGGUAUGUGAAGGCCUAUAAUACAAAUAACACCAGAUGAUUGUCGGUUAUUAAAGUU